This is a messenger RNA of Drosophila eugracilis, 12536 nucleotides long. It is a transcript of the gene pcx, whose product is annotated as protein pecanex. Gene Ontology annotation, biological process: endoplasmic reticulum organization. Lineage: Eukaryota; Metazoa; Arthropoda; Insecta; Diptera; Drosophilidae. The record is from RefSeq and is a predicted model, not a curated record. The transcript is spliced from 11 exons. Gene Ontology annotation, cellular component: endoplasmic reticulum; membrane. The coding region runs from base 494 to 10753 and encodes 3419 amino acids.
UUGAUAUCGGAGGAAAGUAAUAAAAAAAAUACUAUACUAUACUGGAAUGGAAUAUAAAAAAUAAUUAAAUAAGUAAUGUAAUUGCUCUUUUGUUUUGUACAAAAACAUGCGUUGGAUUGCGAGCGAUAUUCGAUUUAUCCGUUUGCAGCAGCAUUGAGACCCCCGGAAAACCAACUACGGCGAAACGCCAACCUGGAAUUACAGUGUUUCCAAUAGAGCCGCAGCAUUGUCUCCCGCCCCACAGCUUUCCCCCAGAAAAAACAGCAACUUGGCCUCCGCCUCCACCUCCGCCCGUUGCCACCGUUCCUCAAGGCCCCGCCCGCCGGCCACGGACCGCUUGAAGCUUGCCACGCUUAAUCAGCAAAUAAACAAACGGAAACGGAAGAGUGUCGAAGGGCAACUGCAGCUCCUCUUGUGAGUAAUCCGGAAGUUGGAGCAGCAGAAGCGUGGAUCCUCAUCCAUCCGUCGGCUGAGCGAUGCAGUAUAGGCCACCAUGGGUUCACAGACCUUGGAGAUUCUGCGCCAGGGCGUGUGGGCCUCGCUGACCGGCGGUUACUUCUACGAUCCGCACCAAGGUGUCUUUUGCAACGUGGUGCACCUUUACCUGUGGCUUUACCUGCUCUGCUCGCCCUUUGUGGCCUACCUGUACUUUCCAAGCACUUGGUUGACAUGGUGCCUGUACUGCGUGAUUACCAGCUUGACCAUUUUGAUGGUAAAGCUGGCCAAUUUGGCGCUGCAUCGGCUAUACGAUCGCGCCCAGACCAUGUCUGAGGUGAACCUGAAGGGCCAAUUCUUCAAGGUCACCAAGGAGACGGAGUCACGCCAUGACGACGAGGGCGGCAUCGAGAUGAAGGUCAUCCGACCGGGUGGCUCACGCAUUUCCGUCGAGCAGGCCAUCAAUGAGGCCAGCGAGGAGAACAGCAUCAUGUCCAUCGACAAUGUGAACAGCAUCAUUGAUCUUAAGGUCGAUGUGCAUCGCAAGAACAGUUCCGAAUCUAUUGAACUAAUGUUCUACGCACCCUCCAUGCUGUCAGGCGGCAGCCAGCAGGAUCAGCAAUCUCUGGCUGGUUCUGCCAGCGUCAGCAAGUCCAUUCGGAGCACGGGACCAGGCGGAAAUUCUACCACCAGUGCCGCCGCUCAGUCGGAUCUGUUCAACAAAUACCUAACUGUCUAUCCAGAGGUUGUCGAGGCGGCUGGGAGCAGUGCGGGCAGCGCCGAUGGUGGUAGCAGCGGCGGCGAAAGCAGAUCGGGCGGAGCUGUUGGAGCUUUAGGUCCUGCGGGAGCGGGAGCACCACCUGUCCAGCAUGUCCGUACGGGACACCUGUCGCGCAAGUGCUCCGAAGUCUUUAGCCGGCGCCACCGACGACGUCUGGAGCGCCAGAGCAGCUUGGACACUGCGGCAGCGGCUGCCAACUCUAGCGUGGAAAAUAAGUUGAUGCGGAACCAGUCAGACACGAUAGCCACAGCGGCUCCUUCAUUUCUUCACUCCCAGCCAACGAGCAAGGCGCGCGGUCAAACCAAUCCUCGCCAGCACUUCAUAGCCAGCACACCGUCGGCGGGCAUAGGCGGGGGAGAUGCACCCUCUUCUUCCACCGCCGUCGUCGUAAUUGCCCCAAACUCGAAUUCAUCGGCAAAUCCCGGGCGAUCCACUCGUCUACAGCGCCACAGAAGCUCGGAAACGCACGACGAACGGCUUAAGCACCAGAGCCGUGGCGGUCUUUUUCAACCGAUCCUGCAACUUCCGCACCACAGCGCAGCCAGUAGCAUAGGUGCGUUAGCGGUGAUUGGCGGAGGUGGAAGUGGCACUGCAAACGAUGUGGAAGAUAUGGAACUAGGUCUGGCCAGGAAUGCGGGCAGCGGCGGAGUCUCCGACGUCCGCAGCCGGGCACUACAAUCCUGGAUAUUAGAUCCUUUUCCGGAUGUGUACCUAGAGGACGAUAGCUACACCAAAUCUGAUUUGGGUAUUGAACAGCCGCAUCAGCCGACUUUCCGUGCCCAACAUCAUCAUCAUCAUCACCAUCACCCCUACCUGCAUCAUCACCUAGGCGGUUCGAUUAUCCGUAAGGAUCCCACUAGCACAAUGUCCGCACUUCAGCUGGCAGGAGGCGCCCCACCGGGAGCAGGAGGAUCGGGUACUGGAGGAAAUGGAGCUGCAGGAGGUGGUGGUUCUGCUGCCGGGAUGAAAAGACGGAGACAUUCCAACGCAACCAGCUACAAACAUGGAUCAAGCCAGGGCAACAAAUCCUCUCUGGUGGGCGGUGGAGGAAACAGGGGUCAGGCCGGAGAAGCAGGAACAUCAGCAGGAAGUGGUGGAGCUGGCGGUGUAAGGCGCAUCAAGAGCGCCGCCUUGGAGGUGCUUUGUCCGCAGCCCUCCGUAUCCAAUCUCAGUCCGCAUCCAAACAGCGUGGAAGCCAUCUCGGGUCAACAACAGAUGCGGAAUCCGCUGCCACCUCCGAGCAAAAGUCUUGUGCGAAACCAGCACCUCAAUCUGUACCCAACUCAAGGAUAUAGCGAGGCAAAUGCUUCCGCCGGAAAUGGAGUACCUGGUAACGGCAGCACCUGCAGUAGCCUAUUCUUCGGAAGCUCCAGCGCUUGUGGAUCUACAACGGCUCUAAUUGAACCUCCAGUGUAUCCCAUUGUGGAGCAUUCUGACGAGAAGACGGUACACGAGGAACACGCCGACGUUUGCUCAGGAUUGGGUCAAGGUAACGCCGACGAUGACGAUGAGGUAGACGAUGUCCCAAUCCGAAGAAGAACGCGGGCGUUGGGCUGCAGCCAAACGCACUACAGUGCCGAAUCGGAUGUGGGCGGUUUCCUGGCAGACGUCGACGCCGCUGCCGAGGACGUGUUUAAAGAUUUCGACGACAACCUGGAGCACAUUCUUAGCGAACUGCAGCAGACGCACAAUCAACUGGAUGAUGUCCUAAAAACCCACGAAAUCCAUCACCACUCGCAUUUGCACCAUCAGCAUCAUAAAGGGAUACCAACGGAGAGCGCAGGAUCAUCUGGAGCCCCUCCAGAUGUGGCAGUUGUGGUAAUUGGCGGAAAUGAUGAUGAAGACGAGGAAGCGGAGGAUAACAACACAGGAUCGCGUUCCCCGCUACUUAGCGACCGCAAUCGUAAUCAAGCAACGCUGCGAGAGAUCCAGGCGGACAAGCAACUGCGCCAGGAGCUGUCUCACCAAUCUGGGGCAGUAAUCCCGGCCCCUAUUGCACCCGUUCCCAUUCGCAGCGAGGCAGAUUCGGGCUGCCCGUCCAGCGAUUGCGAGCAAGUUAGUGCUAGCUCCAAGGAUCAACUUCUAGCUGGCAUGGAGUCAGAGCAGCAACCCCAUCAGCAGCCCCAAAGAGGCCAAUUGGACGAGGAGCAGCCCUGCACAUCAAAAAUGGCAGCAAAGAGCCUGGGAGCCAUUCCAAAGGUGGUGAAAUACCGAGAGGUGGAUGAACUUAGAAGAAGACGAAGAGGAGGCUCACCCGCAGAUGCUCCCGAGGUCAGUAACGAGUUUGCUCUGGUAAAACAGACCAAGAUGGCCUCCCGCAAUUCUUCUUCCUCAAAUUCAACGCACAGCAUCAGCUUGUCCGACAGCUUGACGGCUGACAUUCAUAAGAUGCUAUGGCUUAUGCACGGCGGAGCUGUAGAUGAGCGCGGCAGACCCAUUACUGGCCGAUCGGCGGACGGUACUCCCAUCCCGGCGAGCAGCAGCCUCGUUCCGCCGAACAUGUCCAACGCACACUUCCAGUUCUAUCAGGAUGCCAUUCAAGCUCUCCAGGGUGCCCAUUCCACUUCCGGUUCUAGUGUGGAGCACAUGACCAACAUAGAGCGGGCAUUGGCGAGGGAUAAACUGCGUAUGGAUGCCAAGUUGAUGUGCGAGCAACUUGCAGCGGCAGCGGAGGCGAACUCCGGAGUUCGUGGAAACACUCUCGCAACCCAACAGAUGACGCAACACCAGGUCGGCAUGCUAAUGCGAGGUAGUUCCAGCUCGCGGCAUCCAUCAAGCGCACCAUUCUCUGUCCAGGGAUUGAUUAAUGUGAUUCGCAACGAACGGCAGGUGGCACGCAGCCAAUUGGACGCUUUGCAGCAACUCAGUGAUGCGGCAGCGGCAGUGGCAGCCAACGCCAGUGAGGCUGCUUCUGUUUCAGUUUCUGGAGCUGGAGGCGGAGCGUCGAGUAGCGGUGGAGGAGUUUUAAGCGCCCUAGGUCUGGCGAAUCAUCCUAGCAACCAGAUCAGCCAAAUUAGUCAAAUCAGUCAUUUGAACCAACAAAUGCUGCAUGUGGAUGCGCAACAUUUUGCACCAUACUGCGACUAUUGGAGGCCUGCGUGCUUCCUUUCCGCAGCAGAAAAGCCAGCAGCUCCCAAGAGUUUCUACAAGUACCGGUUCAAAUGGUGCGGUCAGGAGCACGAGUUCAAGAUAGCCAUGGACCGCUUGGAGCUCCUAGCUCUGUUCGACCGGGAUCUACAUUGGAUGCAUGUGCUCCUGGCCAGCAUGCUAUGCACCAUGGUAGCCUGCUUAGGCGCGGCUAUCCUGCAGCAUGACCACUACAAGGAUCUGUGCGCCCUUCUCUUUUGUGCGGUAAUCGCUGGAGCUCAAUACUCCCUGGUGAAAAGUGUUCAGCCGGAUGCAGCGUCGCCAGUUCAUGGUUUUAACAAGACGGUAGCCUAUUCGCGGGCUAUAUAUUUCUGCCUAGGGGGAGGUAUGCUCCUUCUCCUAAAACGAUUGGAUACAGACUAUGGGCAACGGCCGCCGGACCCUGUGACCUUUUUUGGCAUGCGUUACUCGCCCGCCGAUGUGGUAGCUCUUCUGUUACACUCCCUCUACAUCCUCUUGCUGUGCUUUCCCAUCAUCUUCUCGGUGGGACUGUGUCCGCAGAUUAACACGUUCCUUAUGUACCUACUGGAGCAGAUUGACAUGCACGUCUUUGGGGGAAAUGCUGCAAGCAGUCUGCUAGGCUCCUUUUUGUGCGUUGUGCGCUCGGUGCUUGCUGUUAUGCUGUUGUACGGACCACUGUACGGAGCAUUAGAUGAGCAACGUGGCACGCAGUACAUUCUAUUCUCAAUCUUUUGCGCCAUGCUGGUGCCUCUGAGCUACCACCUGUCCCGGUGUGCCAGCGACUUUAGCCAUCUGUGGCGGCUUAUCAAAACAUGUAUUGUAAGUACGUAUCGUGACGAUGAGGACGAGGAUCUAAGCCAAGUGCAACAGGCAGCGGCAACCGAAACAGUUAAUGCAACAGAAGCUGGCACUACCGUCCAGUUACCCACCAGUACACCAAAACAGCGCCGACAGCCAGAUUUGAAAACAGAGCAGGAGCAGAUCGAACUAAGCUCGCUGGAAAAGCUAACUGCCAAUGAGAACCAGCAAGAAAAGGAGAAAGAAGCCGACGAUCAACUAGAUCCAGAACAGGAUCUGCAUUUGCUUCAGAAGCAUAGCAAGUCGAAAGCCUCGUCCUUAGGCAGCAGCCAGCAAACCCUGGCCAAGACCAUAAGCAGCAGUAAGAGAGUCAUCACAGCGUCUAGUUCAUGUACCUCCAUAGGAGCAGGAGAACCAGCGGCGGAAGCCGGUACAUUGGCUGGAGAAGCGGUGAAGAGUGAAGAACAUCGCGGGGAUAUACUGACCAGUGAGGAGGCAAGCAAGAACGAACUGGCGGAUGCAUAUGACCAAGCCGCUAAUGAUGAUGAGGCCGAGGACAAGAUCUCAAGCUCAUCUGCCACAAAUCCCGGAGAUAUGUCUACGUUGACAGCUGGAGCGGGUACUGCCACUACAGAUGCCACACCGGCUUGCUUGGAGGCAUAUCCCGACGCCGAAGGAGAAGCGCCUGCCAAUGAAAAACAACACCAGGGGAAUCUGGGAACAGGAACUGGAACUACCGAGGCCAGUGAAAACAGCAGUGGUGGUGGUGGCAACGGAAAUGCCAAUGGAAAUGGAACUGGCAAUGACCUUCCGGAUCCACUGCCAAGAAAGCUUCAGGCCACCGUAACCACUCGCCUGAAGAAUGAUCUGGUGGUAAUGACCCUUUUAGCUGUCAGUGUACUGGGGCUACACUCCAGCACUGUGUUUACCGCUCUGCAACCGGAUCUCAACGUAGUACUAUACUCUUUUAUUGGCGUUCUGGGACUCCUGCUUCACUACAUUGUGCCCCAAAUGAGAAAGCACAUGCCGUGGCUUUGCUUCGCUCGUCCAUUGCUCCGGCAACGUGAAUUCGGCCAGUACGAAGUGCUUAACGCGCCUAAGAUCAUGUGGUUUGAGAAGUUAUACAUUUACCUCAGUGUGCUGGAGCGGAAUGUGCUCUUUCCGCUGCUGGCUAUCUCCUCUCUGACGGCGGACUCGCAGUUAAUUGUGACCAAGUUUGGAUUACCUUGGGGCACCCUCAUUGUGGCCAUCUGCGCUCUAAAGUUCGUGAGGAACGCUUACUCCGAUCCAACCAACCAGUACCUGAUCAUCAUUUUUACGGUUUUGCUAUUCCGCAUCGACUUUGCCAUGGCCACGGAGACCUUCAUCAUUGACUACUUCUUUGUAUCGCUGGCCUUCCGCAAGUGCUGUGACUUCCUUCUGAAGCUGCAAUUCAUUGUGACUUACAUUGCUCCGUGGCAAAUUACUUGGGGCUCUGCCUUCCAUGCCUUCGCACAGCCGUUCAGUGUGCCCCACUCGGCCAUGCUGUUCUUGCAGGCAGGUAUAUCUGCCCUGCUCUCAACUCCGCUAAAUCCUUUUUUGGGAAGCGCUAUUUUCCUUACAUCGUACGUUCGACCCAUUAAAUUCUGGGAGCGGGACUACAACACACGUCGGAUAGACCACUCCAAUACGCGGCUUAGCUCACAGCUUGAACGGGAUUUGGGUGCAGAUGAUAACAACCUUAACAGCAUUUUCUACGAGCACCUGACCCGUUCUCUGCAGCACUCUCUGUGCGGAGAUCUCCUAAUGGGCCGCUGGGGAAAUGUGAAUCAGGGAGAUUGCUUUGUUCUUGCUUCUGACGAUCUAAACUGCUUGGUUCACAUAAUUGAGCUAGGCAACGGAUUGUGCACAUUCCAAAUGCGUGGUUUGGAGUUUCGAGGCACGUACUGCCAGCAGCGCGAGGUAGAGGCAAUUACCGAGGAUGUGGAGGACAACGAUGGCUGCUGCUGCUGCGAUCCAGGGCACCUGCCGCGACUACUCAGCGCUAAUGCUAUGUUCUCCACCCGCUGGUUAGCCUGGCAGGUGGUCGCCGCCCAAUAUGUGAUCGAGGGGUACUCCAUAUCAGACAAUUUAGCCAGUGCCACGCUGCAGGUGUUCGAGUACCGUAAGGUGCUCAUCACCUACUACAUUAAGAGUAUCAUAUACUAUGUGGUGAAGAAUCCCAAGCUGGAACAGUGGCUGGCAUCCGGCCCCAUUCAGGAUGCUCUGCAGCACACGCUGAGUCGCCAGUUCGUCGACCUAGAUCCCAUUUUCAAUUUUAAUUUAGACGAGGACUUUGACUUUCGGGCGGUGGGAAUCACACGGUCAAGUUUUUGCUAUGUGUACCUAAAAUGGAUUAACUACUGCGUGGACAUGCGCCGAGAUGCUGCCACUAUGGGAGCUGCGCAACCUACACAAGCACCAGCAGGUACUGGAGGAGCGUCCUCCGCCCCAGCAACGGCGGCCGCUGCUCCUCCGCCUCAGGUCACCCCUGCCCAUAAUGAUUCGAAGAGCACCCCGAAUCUUUCGGCACAUGGUGGAACAGCCGGUCCAGCUUCGGGGCAAUCAAAAUCACAGUCGCAGCAGCAGUUGCGUCGUCCGCAAAAGAGUAUUGCUCAGGAGAGCAGCGGAGGAGGAGUAGGAGCUACAGGAGGAGUUAAUGUCAGUGGCACAGGAGGAGGACCAGACACCAUUGGCGCAGAUCAGCAGCUGAGCAGCUCUCAUAGCUUUGCUAAUAUAUCCCGGCAAACAUCAGAAAGUGCUCCAGGACUUGGUGGUUAUGUGACCUAUAUGGAUCAAAACGUAUUCGUCAAGCUGGCCAAGAGUAGCACCACCACGGGAGCAGGAGCCGGAGGUCCAACAAAUCGAAAAGAAAGUCAAGAAAAGCCAACACUUCGAUUAAAGCUGGCCAGCGUGGGUAAAGAUGCACCGCUGGUCUCCCUUUGCCUGGCCCUGGGCCUUCUUGCCAGGCGAUCAUUGGCCACCGCAUCACACAGUUCACUCACAGGUGUGGAGUUUUUUCUACACGGUCUGCAUGCCCUUUUCAAAGGGGAUUUCCGGAUCACUUCGCCGCGCGAUGAAUGGGUUUUUGCGGACAUGGAGCUUCUUCAUUCAGUUGUGGCUCCGGCGGUUAAAAUGGCACUUAAGCUUCAGCAGGACCACAUUACCAAUCCCGAUGAGUUUCUGGAUCCACAUGCCCUUUACGAUGCCAUCGACAACUGCUCCAACGAGCUAGUCAUUUCGCAUGAGGCGGAUCCUGUAUGGCGAAGUGCCGUUCUCCGAGGAGCACCCAAUUUACUAGCUCUGCGACACGUUAUGGAGGAAGGGUCGGAUGAGUAUCGCAUUAUCCGGCUGACGAAGCGUUGUCUGAGCUUCCGGGUGAUCAAGCUCAACCGGGAGUGCGUCCGAGGCUUGUGGGCAGGUCAACAGCAAGAGCUGAUCUACUUGCGAAAUCGGAAUCCAGAGCGCGGGAGCAUCCAAAAUGCGAAGCAGGCGCUACGCAAUAUCAUUAAUUCCAGCUGCGACCAACCGAUUGGGUAUCCCAUCUACGUGUCUCCACUAACUACCUCUUAUGCGGAUACAAACGCUCAACUGUGUGAGGUGAUUGGAGGCGCCAUUACAUUGGAAACUAUACGACACACAGUGCUGGGUUGGUGGCACCGCAUUCGUGAGCGCUGUCGUCAGGGCUGCAGUUCGGGAUCUGCUCUAGAGCCGCAUCCGGGAUCAGGACCCAUCCAGCUUGGUGCCUGUAACUUUGGAAGCGGCGGCAGCGUAGUAGGUGCAGGAUCAACAGCCACUGGAGUAGGUGCCUCAGCAGGAUCUGGUCUAGGAGUAGUUGCUCCAGGCACUGCCAGCAGCACGGGUGGUGAAUCCGGUGAUUUGGCGCCCGUAUUUAUCUCUGCUCCACUUUACAACACUCUCACAGUAAACAGUUACUACAGCGUGCGCUCAGGAAAUGUUCCUGGAGGAGCUAUUCCCGCCAAUCUAGGCGGAAACUAUGUAAGUGAUAGUUUGGCAGUGGUGCGUGGAGGUCUGGCCGUAAUGCCUGUGAAACCCACCUCCACAACGUUGAUUGCCGGUCUGUUGAACAGAGAACGAGAUCAGGAAACUUCCGGAACUGGAGUUGGAGGAACAGGAGCUAGUGGGCCCAUCAGAGCAACAAGUAGCGGCGGAGUUCGCAGUCGCAGACCUGCUGAAGUUGGUAGCAGUCGAGGCAGAGACCAUGAGCGCAGGGCCACCUUGCCCAUUGCCAGCGGUGGAGCAGGGGGAGAGUCUGGAAAAGAUUUGGCCACACCUCAAACCCAAGUGGAACAUGAGCCAAGUCCGCGCAGCACAAAGCUUUCUUCAUCUUCCGGCAGCCUUGGUCUGGGAAUGGGAGUUGGCCUGGGCAACAUUAUUACCACGCCUGGAGAUUAUCCACGGAAGACCAAGGGACCGAUUUGCCUCACCUCCGUUGAAACGGGAACGAGUGCAUCAAUAGCGGAAGGAAAGCCCGCAGGAUCGGGACCGGUAUCAGGAACUGGAGGAGGUGCAGUCAUCCGAAAGCCGCGCAUUGAGAUAUUCAAGAAGGUUAUUAUAGUGGAUGACACUGGGAUUUACGACUGCCUAGAUAUCAUCGAUGCCGUAGUGUGGCCCACCGAGCGAAUGCGCAAUAACGGCGGUAGACUGUCCUGGAAGGAUUGGGAGCCAAGUGCUGGCAUGGUCGGCCAUGUGGUCCAUUGCUGGACGCCCAACCACAAGGACGUGCGCUUUCGUUCACAUGUCAACCGGUACGUUUACCUCGUGGAGAUCGGUGACCACUACGUGCCCGUUGAGGAGCUGGGUCUAAGGGAAUACAAUCAGAUUAUGGGCAGCACCGAGGACAUUGCCAAUUCGAGGCGCAGCUCCAUUCAGCGUGAUUUCCACGAGUACAACAUCCAACUAAAGCUGGCGGGCUUAACUCCAAUUAUUGGAGGCACUGGAUCAUCUAAGCCGACAACCAGCAACGCCUCUAAACCGCACAAGUCCAAAAUCCAAGCAGUGAGCAGCAGCAGUUCUGAGGAUGAGGACACUUCAUCUGCUCGUUCCAUACCAUUGCCACAUGACGAUCCUGGCGAUUUGACGAACUUCACCAGAUUGGUCAGUAUGUGGAAGGAGAUAAUCUUGGACAACAGCAAGCGAAGACUCUAUGAUAUGGGUGAGUUGUCGCCGGAGUUGCUUCAAAAACUGGACGAUGCCGUUCACCAGCAGCAACAAGGGGCACCUGCUGAGGUGACGGAGGAGGAAGUCGCAGCCACAGCCACAGUCACAGACACUGCCAAUGAAGGUGAAGAAGGGUUAAGGGAAAUAGAAAAUGCACCAGAGCAGGAAGAGAAGGAAGUAGUGGAUUCCCAGGAGCAAAUGCCGAUGGAAGAGGAAACCGUUUUCAAGCCCGAAGAGCAGCCAGCUCCACCAACACCUCCGUCUAGUCCCGUUCCUGCUGAGGCCGGCUCCACUUCCAGUGCCAAUUCCCCAACUUCUCCUUCUCAGAGUCAGGAGGAGGGUGCAGUCGAUGCAGAGGAGACCCGUGAAUUGGCCUCGGAGGAGCCACCAAGCGAUGGGAAUGACAAAAGCGAGACGGGGACAACGGUCUAAAGGGAUAACGAUGGACCUGCCAACACAAGAUUUGCAUUUGUUUGCCAAGCAAACACACUAACGGCAUGGACUCACACCCAGGUAAACAUGGCCAUGGACACAAGUUUGUAAUACAUAUCAGCAAAGAGCAGAAAUAUGAAGACAGAUAUUGCAGAGUGGAGACGACGACCCUGCUCCGGGCUUCCGCAUUGUGUGCCUCUUUGCAUGGGUGUAGCCCCAUAUCCGAACACCGAUCGUGGCCAGAGUAACAAACAACAAAUGAGAACACUUCCAAGAAAUCAAAGUAAAGUUUAUAAAACGACUGCGUUUAGUGUAUGCUUAGCAAUUAGGAGCAAACUACAAUAAUUCAGACAAAAACAAAACAAAAAACAAAGAAUUCAAUAUUUAGUAUUAAUGAAAAGUUAUAGAUUAUACUCAGUAUAUAGGAAAAAGAGCGCAAAUCGAGAGCAAGAGCUUGGACAGAGAUCAUAAGAUAGAUAUCCAAACAAAUCUUGUAAUUUGCGAAAUGUAUAAUACGGAAAAGGAAAACCAAAUGCUUCUCAAACAUUACCUAUUUUGUUCUUUCUCCUCUUGCUAGCCAAUACAGAAAUAUUAAGCAAACCUAAAGAAUUUAUAAAUGUAUAUUUAAAGGAAAUUAGUUUAAAGAUAAAGUUAAUGAUCCCCCACACAUAUAUACACACACAGACACAAAACAUACCAAAAUUGAUUGUUAAAGAGUACACAAAUUAUACAGAAAUCGCAUAAAAUUAGCAUAAGCGAUAAGCGAACUUCGGACAGGAUUCAAGUUACAAAACUAAGAUAUUACACACAAUUCCUAGACAAUUAAGAGGUUAAGGAUGAGGACGAGGAUCAAGUGGAAUGACGACAUGUAAAGCUCUCACGUUGCCUUAAUAUAUUAGACUGAUUUUUUCUACACACACAUUUGUAGACGUAUGGAGGAUGACAUUCGAGGAGUCCCAGUCAGGAAGUCUGGGAAGUAGGAGGAGCUGCAGCAAACGGAAUCCUAAUCCCAAUCCCAACUAGCGAUUUACAUGUACAUAUAGGGAAGAGCGAAGCUAAGCGAACAAAGCUACAGUUUGUCGGCCAAUCCGAAUCCAAUCGUUCCGUUCGUUCGAUGCGUAUAUAACCAAGGCAUAUACCCACUAUAUAGCCACAUGCCCAAUUAGCCAAAUCUCUCAUAAACACAAGUGUAAAUGCUAAUUUUUCACAACCAGCAGAAGGAUUAACUUACGAUUAAUUAUCAAGAGAGAAAAACUAACAGACAACAAAAAGAAAAAACAAAAUACAAUGAAUAUUGAUUAUUUCUAUGUACAUAUAUGGAUUGUAUUAAACAUUUAUCGAAACUUAGCUGUUAACAAAUACAUUUUUAUUCCCCCUCACUCCACUCCAUUUUUUUAGUUCCAUUUAAAACAAAUUUCAUAUUUAUAUUAUACAUAAAAAAAUUAUAUAAAUAUAUAUCAAUUAAAUAAAUAAUAAAUGAAACUUGUUAUACAAAAGCACCUGCAGUUUUCUACCUUUUUUAUUUAGCCUUGGGGUUCUUUUCCAUCCACUUGUGCCCACAAAGUUAAGCAGAUUCUGGUAUUCCUCCAAAUGGGCUAAAGACAGACUGGAUUAGUAAUCGAGGAUCGCUUAUCCAGCCGCGCCGUUUGUGAAUCUGCUUAUUCCUCUUUCGUUGGAGACCUUCGAUCAGGUGGAGUCGUGGAGUCUUUAAUUAUCCUUUGUAUGUGGAAAGGAAAGCUCACCUAUAUGUGCUCACACAACCUCGCACUCUUGCUGAGGGCUA